Molecule: messenger RNA, 3516 nt
Organism: Anopheles cruzii
Lineage: Eukaryota; Metazoa; Arthropoda; Insecta; Diptera; Culicidae
Product: centrosome-associated protein Alms1a-like
Exons: 2
Coding region: 1-3516 (1171 amino acids)
Source: RefSeq, a predicted model, not a curated record
AUGUCGCAAAGUGAUCGUGUGACCGAUCUGAUUAUGCACUACUAUAUGCAGCACGGUCGUAACCGCGAUCUGGAGAAGUACCUCCGGUUGCGACGCAUGUCCAACGCAACACGCUCGUCGAGUGAUGGAAGUCUUCCCGGGUUGGAUGAGCUGCAGCGUCGUACGAUGGGCGCCGGAUGUGCCGCCGAGCGAUCCGGUGUUGGCAGGUCAAUGGAGAAUCUGUCGACGCUGCGCAAACAGGCCGAGCGUCAAGAGCUGGCAGAGGGUGAGCAAUCGUUACGGAAUGCUUCCGGCGAAAGUGCCAAAUCGGUAGCGAAAUCGGACGCGGAACAGCCGCCCCCGGCCACAAAAGGUGUCACCGUGAGGGAGAAGAAGGUGGAGCAGAAGAGUGGACGAAAUUUUAACUUCAAUCUCGAGUCGGUCAUUGAAAUAAAUCUUCCACCGCCACCGACGAUAUCGAUCGGUCCGGGGCUGACCUCCGCCGUGGCACCGAUUGCGUACGGGCAACUGGCCGGCGUGCAACCAAUGGGUGCCGCUGCGGACGCUGGCAAAGAACCGUCGCGUCUAGUGGUUCACGAGAACAGCACCCAAACAGCGGGCCAGGAAGAUGCGCCUAUUCGGCCCGUUGUAAAGCCUUCGGUUCCCGCCGGAAACGAGGACCCACUGGACAGUACGAAGGAUCUGUCGCCCGGCAGUAGCAUCGCCUCGAACAGACAGAAGCUGGAGUGGGAUUCGCUGGGUGACAUUGGGUACGAUUCGAGCGAACGGCUCCAGUUCUGCGGAGCGGCCGAUCUUAACGAAACGGAAAAGCGGUGCCUGCAAAGGUAUUUCGCCCGAAAGGGUCUCACUUUCGAUCGCAGCGUGGUGGUGGUGCGUCAUCGCGAAGGAGAGAAGCCAAGGAAGGUGCAGCCUCAGGACGCAUCGAUCGUGCUGACCAAUCCCGGAGCCCAAAGCACUCCGAAAGCGGUUCCGGAAGAUGCGGUUAAAGCAACGCAAACUACACUCCACGUAAACCGCGCCCUGGAAUCGCGCGGAAUUCAGGUGGAAGCGGAGGUAUGUGGACGAAGCGACGGACGGGUGGAGAAGGCUGUCGGUACGGAAAGCCUCACCAUGGUGUCGGUGGAUGCAGCGGAAAGUUUCGAAUUCUUUCCCCCCUCGGGACCAGAAAUGACGAGUAACGGUACGACUUCUGCAUCGAUGCCUUCGUCCACUACUUCGUCCUCUUGUGCGGCUGGCGGAGACGGAACAUCCGCCUCCCUCCGUCCGGCGUUUGACGAUGAGGUGAAACUAGGCCUAACGCUCUACAAUUCGAUCCGCGAGCUAACCAGCAUGCCAACAGGUGUGAAGGAAAGUUUGAUCGAUAAAAUAUUCCGCAAGCUGUCACGGCACGAUCCUGAAAGGAGGACACGGGAACAGUUGCUUCGUGAUUACGCGAAGGCCGUCCGGGAACGUCCGACCGUAAGCGAUCCGGUACAAGACAACGUGUACGACGACGUGAGUUCCGGCGAUGCAGUGAAAGAUGUCCCCAGUCCGGGCAGCACCCAAGAGGAUCGGAGUUUGGAUGUGGUGGAGAUUGCGGAUGAAACGAAAGAUCCGGCAGAGGGUUCGGCGAACGACGUACAUCCCGUCUCCGUCGGAUCCGUUCGCGGUUCAUCUUCGGAAUCUAAUGAUGCGAAUAAUGUUCCAGUCGUGGCCAUUGUUUCAACGUCCGGUGAGCUCGGUUCAGUGGAAGAUUCGUCCCAACCGGAAACGGUCGGAACGGCGCAUGAAAAAGUGCCGGAAAACAACAACCUGUCCAGAGACCGACGGGUCCGGAAAGCCAUGCAGGACUACUUACGGCCGAUGACGCACUCGGAAGUGGAAUAUGAAAACCUUAAAAAAUUGCAACAACGCAACCAACAGCAGCGACGUGCCAAAGAGCCUCAGCUGGCCAAAAUUGAUCGAGAAAUCGAGCAACUUUUGGUGAAGAAAAUGAUGCUUCUCGCUGCUGCUCAAAACUCGGAACAGACCGUUCGUUCUGGUGGCGAAGAGGUCCAUCACCGACCACCGGAGGCGAAAGCCAAUGCGGUUCCGAGCGAACGAAGUGGAACCGUCUACACAUCGGUACAUGAGCCCGUAUCGCAGGGUUUGGAUGGUCGCUCGUCGAAGGACAGUUCCGCGUGGAACUCUCACUAUCACAUGGCAAAGUUGAUAAAAACCCGCUCAAAGUUGGAAACUCCUACCAGCCCAUCGGACGUUAGCAUUCCGACGUUCAUCAAACAAAAGCAGGAACAGUUUAUCGAAAACUACGAUCAAGUGCGUCAGAGGCGUGCGUUCGAGGAUCAGAACCAUAUCUACACGCGUCCGUACAGUGGCCAACGGAGCGAAAUGCAUCGGCACCAGCAGCAAAAGGAAAACUGUGCCCUAGGAAGGAGCAAACAUGUAACAAAGAAAAUGCCUUCGGCCCAGGCCCGCCGGACGGUGGAAUCGUCUUCCAACAACUCCGUUCCUUCGCCAAUGAUCGACGACGGUGCGGCGUUCAUUUCGUCCGAUUCCAUCUCCAUUCCGGUGGUAACGACACUAACCAACACAACCACAACGCACCACUAUGACAUUAAAUCUCGGCGCUCGACUCCGGUGGUCAGCGGCCGUACGGCCGGAACGCAAACGACGGAUUCCAUCCGCCGAACGAAACCAAUUUUCGGUGAGCAACGCUCGCGAAAAGAGAAAGCCACCUCUACGGUGUCAGUGCCUGGCCAUCAUGCCACCGCAGCUGUCGAGACGUACGGCCACGGGAAGGAUGAUGGUCGACGUCCGGUAGAGUGUCACUGUGUGUGUGGUUGUAGGGCGCGUUCUGCGGAUCAUGCUGUGCCGCGCAGGACCGAGUUGAUCGAUGGAACCGGUGGCCGGCAGGACAAACAAGCGCAGACCAAGCCAUCCUCCAUCGCGUACAUUAUCACGUUCGAAGGUGGUGCGGAACGAGCACCGGCACCGAGGCGCGAUCAUCCCAAAUUUUCCGAGCGGCCAGUCUCAGUCGCUAGCACCGCCAGCACCCUUGAGAGCGAAACGGCAGAGAAUGGGAAGGAUAACGUGUCGGAAAAAAUGCUUACACUGCGCGAACAGUUUUGUCGAUCGUGCCCGGCGGCACUGACGCGUAUUGAAGAGCGGCGUCGGUGCAUCGGCGAAUUGAACAAAUUGCGCAGCAAACGAAACGCACAACGCCAGCGACUGCUGCUGCUCACCUCGGAUGAUUCGUUGCGUCGAGCCAACGUGGCACCGGCCGGAAAAGGGAAGCUUCCUCCUCCUCCGCUGAGUAGCCAGUGGCGAGUGUUUCCGUCGACUCGUGCGAUUCGCGAAAAUACGCGCCGUCAGGUGCGUAAGCUACCGGAAGUGCUGCGGAAGAAGGAGAUCGAACGGGUCAACAAUUUGAAGCGGAAAAACAUGAUCCUGAAGGACGUGUACAAUAGGAAUCUUCAGCGAAAAGUGCUGCGAGGGCAAGUUGAUCUGUCGAAUAGUGUUCGUGUGAUCCAGGACUAG